UUUUGAUUAAUCAAUCUUAUCCAAUUCUCACCCAUUCCGGCCCAGUCAACAUUCCAGGCAGCUGGAAUUGAAAAUUCUUUUUAAUGAAGUGUUGGCCAAGUCUCCCCCCACCAAACUUGCUUCUAAAACUAAAACACAAAAAGACGUUCCUUCUCUUUCUUUCUUUCUUUCUUUCUUUCACUCCCUUGAUGCAAAGUCGAUGCCAAAAGAAACAAAACCUUGACAUUCCAAGUUCCCACCAAUCAACUCUCACCACAUAAUCAAAUAUCAUCCUCACGUGACCGAAAAACUAAACACGAAAAUACAAUUUCCAUAUGGUAAAGCAACACAUUCUUUCUGUCAAGUACAAGAAACGAAUCACUUCGUGACUUCAGCCGUUCAUCUCUUUUCAGAGAUCCUUCUCAGUUCUCAUCUGGUCACCCAUAAAACGACACAUUUUAACGUACAAUUUUCUAGCAGAGAACUGAAAAUACCAAAAGACUAAAUUAUCCUUUUUGAAUAUUAUGUUUUACGCCAAUUUUUUGGCUUUUUUUUCUUUGGCAAUUGGCAUUGAUUACUAGAAUCAGGGAAGCUAUAACGUGGAUGUCGAGGAGAAAGCUGAAUCCGUAUCUUUGUUUUUGAGAUUUUGUGGGGCUUGUUGAUGGGUUUGUAGUAAUACUAACUCUCUCAUUUUUCAUUUUUUUUUAAAGAUUUUUUUUAUUGAAUUUUAUUAGACGAUAAAUUUUGAAAUUUGCUCUCUGGGUUUCUUGACUGAUUUCAUUUUCCCUGUGGGUUUCAUUUUUCAUUGAAUUUUAUUCAAUUUUCAAUUCAAUUCCUUAGAAUUUUGAUUAAAAAAAAUGAAGUUAUGGUUUUGACAUUGGAAUUGGGUUUAACAGUAAAGUACGCCUCUUACUAGAUUCUUUAUGGAUAUUCUAUUUCAGAAAGUGGGGUUUUUAGUUCUUGUAAAUAUUGGUUUUUUUUUUUCUUUUUGGGGUUUAAUAUUGUGUGAGAGGGUGGAAAAAAUGUCUGGUGGGACACCAGUUGCUGGUGGAUAUAUGAGGCAAAGGCAUAGUCAAGGAUAUGCAUCAGGCAAUGAGGACCUUGAGGAUGAUGCUUGCUCAAGGUUACAGCCUAUGUCACUGGAAACUCCGAGAACUAGAACUUGGACUGAGAUUCUGGAGAAUGUGCUUUGGGUUGGUUCAGCAUUGUUCAUUAUCUACUUUGGUGAUAGGCACUACAAUUUGAUAUAUCUAUUGUGGCACGAUGAGCGAAUCAGAAGAAUGCCUUUAUACCUUGGCUUGGUAGGGAUUGGAUUGAACGUUGCCAUCUUCUUUUGUACGAGUAUGCUAGCGUGGCGUGCAAGAAGGUGUGACGAAAAGUGGGAAUUGUUAAGCAUUACAGCUUUGCCAUUUCUUACCUUGCUCGGACUUGUCUCCUUUUGUUUGCUCUGCUUUGCUCUGUGGCCUAUUUGGGGUUUCCUAUCCCUUCCUCUUCUGUUCACGCUGUUUAUGGCUGGCUUGGUUGCAUAUCCUCAUAUCAUGAUUAAGACAUUGAGGCCACAAAAUGAUAUUUCCCGCAUAGAUUAAGCAUUUCUGAUAUAAAAACACAGUACAGACUUGCAUGAAGAUACUAUCUAAAAGAUGGAUGGUUGGCAGUAUCAGCUAUUGACUGGAGUUUUUUCAGCAUUCUGCUUUGCUUCUCGUGACACUUUUUGGCUUGUUGGUGCCGAUGAUGACACAGCUGAUUGUCUUUAAUCAGUCUGAUUUUACAUUUGCAAUGUCGACCUUGCCUUGAUGUUGCUUGAUGCACCUUGUUAUUGCGUCUUAGGAUUUUGAGUACUAUUAUCAAAUAUGGGGGGCAGGUCUCUUCUACUUUUUAACUUAUGUGUUCGUCUGAUGAUAUUGAGGCAUCAUUUAGUGAUAGACAGGAUUGUUCUUUCAGAUGAAAUUCUUUUAUACUGAACCACAUCUGUUUUGCAGAGAAGGAUCUGAAAUGAAAAGGAUAUACCGAAAAGAGCAUGGUUUUUGUAUUACAGGGAAAUUUAUCCUCUCUUGUUUCGUGACUUUCCCCCUUGUUGCUUAGUUGCAAGUACUGGUGGAUGAUUUCAUAAUAUUGCGAGAUGUUGGACUCAUUCAAAGAAGGUUCUUACAAAUGAGGGUCCGUUAGGGAUGUAUUCAUAAAACGUUACCCACGAUGUGGUGGGGUGGUUAUGCUUGACCAAUUUAAAUACUGAAAAAUCAGAAGUAUUUCGUCAUACUUAAGAUCUUGAAACAUGAUAAGCAUAAUCAAAUACUAACAAUAUCCCAAAGGCCGAAAGUGAAAUCUUGAGCCUGACAUGCAUUUGAAUUUUUUUUCUUGGAUUUCGACAAUGUUCGCUUUCCAAACGUAACAAAACAUUUUCAUCCACAAAAAGAAACGAAAAACUUAGCAAAGCAUUAGUUUAAUUGAUAGAGAAGAAUGAUGAAUAGACACUUCAUCAACUCCAAUAUUCCUCUGAUGUCUUGUAGACCUUGUCUUCUCCGAAGAGAGGAGUAAAUGAUGAAUAAAUAAAGACAUGGAAACAAAUUGGCAAGAAUCCUUUAUCUCUACAAUCCUACAAUUCAUCGAGUUGGUGAUGGGUUGGCUGAUAAUAGUGAUAUAGUAUUCAUUGUUGAAGCCAUCCAUAGUUUUUGGCUCAUUUUUUUUUCCUCUUGCCAUACGCUUGAUAUUCAUUCUAGAUGCUAUAGUUGUCCCCUAAUCCAAAUGUCUGAGUCCAAGAAUUCAGAAAAAAAAAAAAUUAAAAGGGUUCAGCGAGGUGAUAAUUAUUUGU
Molecule: messenger RNA, 2788 nt
Organism: Durio zibethinus
Lineage: Eukaryota; Viridiplantae; Streptophyta; Magnoliopsida; Malvales; Malvaceae
Source: RefSeq, a predicted model, not a curated record